ACGGGCCGGCACUGGGGCGCUGUCCCCCGGACUGCGGCACUGCCGGGGGAGGGCCGGACACCGUGUCGGAAGUUUGCCGAAGAAUUUACGGUGCUCCUCCAAAUAUUUAUGCUUUCCGCUGAAAAAAAAAACACCACCAGCAUGUAGCAAAUACAAACAUCUGAAACUUACGAGUUAAUGGUAAAGUAAUGGAUUCCAAAGAAUUGCUUAACCCGUCGGAUCGGGACGAAACCAGGAAAAAUGCACUCAUCAGUACCAAAGGAGGGAUCGUGAUGGACUUCCAUCCACCCUUCAGGGGUGGAGCUACUGUCCAAGCCCCUGUGUCUACAUCUCCUCUCCCUGCACCUUCUCAGUCGGAUUCCAGUCAGCAACCUGCUUUGGCUGACUUUCCAAAAGGAUUAGGAAACAAUGUGCCUCAGCCAGACCUUUCCAAGGCAGUGUCGCUCUCGAUGGGACUGUACAUGGGUGAAACAGACGCAAAAGUGAUGGGAAACGACCUUGGAUUUUCGCACCAGGGCCAAAUCCACAUCUCUUCUGGAGAAACGGACUUCAGGCUCCUGGAGGAAAGCAUUGCGAGCUUGAACAAGUCCUCGAGCCUGGCCGAGGACGCGAAGGGAACCGCGUCUUCUGAGGUGCCGCUCGAGCCGGAUUUCCCAGGCAUGGCCGGGCGCAGCGUCCCCGCGGAGUCGGGAGCUGCAGUCCAAAGCCAGGUGGGCUCGAAUGGUGGCAACUUGAAGUUGUUCUCUGAAGACCAAAGCACCCUGGAUAUCCUCCAGGAUCUGGAAUUGCCGCCGGUGUCGCCGGGCAAGGAGCCCAACGGGAGCCCGUGGCGGCUGGACCCGUUGCUCGAUGACGGUGGCUUGCUCUCCCCCAUAUCCGCGGACGACGCCUUUCUCCUGGAAGGAAGUCUCGGCGAAGACUGCAAGCCUCCUCUUUUAUCUGACACUAAACCUAAAAUUAAUGACCGUGGUGACCUUUUACCCAGUUCCAAAAUGCCAGUGCCACAAGUGAAAACAGAAAAGGAAGACUUCAUUGAACUGUGUACUCCUGGCAUCAAGCAGGAAAACAUGGGCCCGCUUUACUGCCAGGCCAACUUCUCCGGGUCGAACCUGCUGGGUACGAAAGUCUCGGCCAUCUCCAUCCACGGUGUCAGCACCUCUGGGGGACAGAUGUACCACUAUGAUUUAAAUACUGCGUCGCUCUCUCAGCAGCAGGAUCAGAAACCAAUUUUUAAUAUCAUUCCAUCUCUUCCUGCCGGGUCAGAAAAUUGGAAUAGGUGCCAGGGAUCGGGGGACGAGGCAUUGGCUCCGCUGGGAACGCUCAACCUCUCUGGCAGACCUGCUUUCUCUAAUGGCUAUUCAAGCCCUGGAAUGAGGUCAGAUGUAAGCUCUUCUCCAUCCACAACCUCAGCAACGACGGGACCACCUCCCAAGCUCUGCCUGGUGUGCUCUGACGAGGCCUCCGGGUGCCACUACGGUGUCCUGACGUGUGGCAGCUGCAAAGUGUUCUUCAAGCGGGCAGUGGAAGGACAGCACAAUUACCUGUGUGCCGGCAGGAACGACUGCAUCAUCGACAAGAUCCGCAGGAAGAACUGCCCCGCGUGCCGCUACCGCAAGUGUCUGCAGGCGGGCAUGAACCUGGAAGCUCGGAAGACGAAGAAGAAGAUCAAGGGGCUGCAGCAGGGCGGCGCGGCGGGCGCGCGCGAGGCUGCGGAGGCGGCGGGCAGCAAGAGCAUCGUGCCCGCGUCGCUGCCGCAGCUGACGCCCACCCUGGUGUCCCUGCUCGAGGUGAUCGAGCCCGAGGUGCUCUACUCCGGCUACGACAGCUCCCUGCCCGACUCCAGCUGGAGGAUCCUCUCCACGCUCAACAUGCUGGGCGGCCGCCAGGUGGUCGCUGCGGUCAAGUGGGCGAAGGCGAUCCCAGGUUUCCGAAAUUUGCACCUGGAUGACCAAAUGACCCUUCUGCAGUACUCCUGGAUGUUCCUGAUGGCUUUUGCUUUGGGCUGGAGAUCCUACAAGCAGUCCAAUGGCAACCUGCUGUGCUUUGCUCCAGACCUGAUCAUUAACGAGCAGAGGAUGAAUCUCCCGUGUAUGUAUGAACAAUGCAAACACAUGCUCAUGGUGGCCCGAGAGCUGUCCCGGCUCCAAGUCUCCUACGAGGAGUAUCUCUGCAUGAAGACGUUGCUUCUCCUCUCUACAAUUCCCAAGGAAGGCCUGAAGAGCCAGUCCCUGUUUGAGGAGAUCCGCAUGACGUACAUCAAGGAGCUGGGCAAGGCCAUCGUCAAGAGGGAAGGGAACUCCAGCCAGAACUGGCAGCGAUUUUAUCAACUGACUAAACUGCUGGACUCUAUGCAUGAUGUGGUUGAAAAUCUUCUGAGCUUUUGCUUCCAGACAUUUUUGGAUAAAUCCAUGAGUAUUGAGUUCCCAGAAAUGUUGGCAGAAAUCAUCAGCAAUCAGAUACCAAAAUAUUCCAAUGGAAAUAUCAAGAAGCUCUUGUUUCAUCAGAAGUGACUGCCUUAACACAAAGGGUUGCCUUAAGAAACCGUCACACGAUAGCUUUGUUUUGUAAAGAGAAAACCUACAGAACUUGUU
This is a messenger RNA of Parus major (Great Tit), 2591 nucleotides long. RefSeq names its product nuclear receptor subfamily 3 group C member 1 (gene NR3C1). The record is from RefSeq and is a predicted model, not a curated record. Gene Ontology annotation, molecular function: steroid binding; DNA-binding transcription factor activity; nuclear glucocorticoid receptor activity. Lineage: Eukaryota; Metazoa; Chordata; Aves; Passeriformes; Paridae. Gene Ontology annotation, biological process: regulation of DNA-templated transcription; nuclear receptor-mediated glucocorticoid signaling pathway. Gene Ontology annotation, cellular component: nucleus. The transcript is spliced from 9 exons. The coding region runs from base 189 to 2510 and encodes 773 amino acids.